AUGAAAGGCCCUAGGCUCGGGCCGGGCCCGUACCCAGUCCGGCAAUGGUUGACGGCUUAUUCGCACGGGGACGUCAACCGGCACCAAGUCCUGGAUGAUUGGAGACGGGGUACUGAUGGCUGGAUGGUUCAGGCUCCCAAGGCUGGCCCGUAUUUGAUCCAUGUCAGAUCAUUGGCAAAUCAAUGGCCGCACCUGGAAUUGCUGGCCGACUUUAUGGACGUGGGCACGCAUCCCAUCAGAUGGAACUCGAAAGCGCCAGGCGGGUACCCUGAUGACCCUGCCGAAAGAGAUGAAUGUAGACGCAAGCGCAUGAGAAAGACCAAUGUGUGUCUUUUAGAGUAUCCGCGCCAGGGAUCCGGCGUGGAGACCAAAACAUUCAAUGAUUCUACAGACCUCCAGGAAUUCCUUUCCGACAUGCGCGAGGAUGAGUCCGUCAAAACCAGACUGUUCGUGGUGGAAGACUUGUCUCGCAACGUUAUCGAAGCCCUUGGUUACCACUUCAAGAUUGAUCCGUCUUUCUUUCGGGAACAUAUCGUGGACUAUGCGUGGUACAAUACCAGCGACUGGUGGCGUGAUCCACCUAAUCUCGACAUAGUCUCUAGGGGCCAGAACUGGUUUCAACUUCGAUAUGUGAGGGCAAGGAAUUUCCUCAGCAACUCAGAAUUUCAAGAAGGCGUCGAACAGUCGAAAUAUUUCAACGUCUUCCGUCGCUUGGAUCGCGAUUUCAACAGUAACAACUUCUGGGACAAGCACGGCAAGGAUGAGGCCAAGGUAGGACUCACUCGGAGCAGAGCGACAUGCUGGAUACAGAGCCCUGAUAAGAAGGCGGGUGGUAUCACGUAUGGCAUACUCUUGCUGGAUCCAACCGUCAGGGCUGGAAAUCCCUUGUGGCUCAAGCAUCGAAACUGGGCACGGACACCGCCCGUAGGGGAGCCCAUCCCGAAAGAGAUGCCUCCCAGCGACAACUUCUUUGAAGAUUUCUUAUAUUGGGCACGCAAACCCGACGUUUUCAACUUCCAGGAGACUGGGAACUCUUCGUCACCAAUCUGUGUUCCGACGCAAGCCCUCUUGCAUCUCGUCUGCAAUGAGUGGCUUACCAUGGUCGACUACAUUAAGACCCGUCUCAACCAAGUCGACUGGGGCAUCGCCUUCCCAGACGACUUCCUGGAGAAGGAAGAGCAGAUCGACGAGCACUUGACAAAGCUUCACCACUGGAGACGAGUUGUCCCUCUCUACCGCGAGAUGAUCGCCGACACGUUCCUGCGCGUGUUCCGAGAGACUGCACACCCGAACAAGAUGCACCCUGGCCGAAAUAUCCACGAGCCAGCGCACAAGCCCGCCAGUGCCUUGGCGACACUGAUGAACACUGAAUGCAUCAAUGCAUACCAGCAGGACUUUGCCCUUGUACUUGGGUACAUGGAAGAAUUUCAGGCCCGGAUCGAUCGUCUGACAGAUGUCGUCACCGCCGUGAUCAACAUGGGUGAUUCACGGCGAGGAUACAAAGACAACAAGAAUCUGCAAUGGCUCACAUGGCUGGCGACUUUCUUCAUCCCUCUCAGCUUUGUUGCAACGCUGCUAUCAAUGACGACAGAUUCCAUCGAAAAUCUGGGCCCAAUCACUAGACUUUGGGCCAUCGUGGCAAUCCCUGCCGGACUAGUGAUAAUGAUUGUAGUAGGCGUAUUCAGCGUUGCCAAGUGGAGGAGGGCGAUCAGAAAGUUCUGGUCCGAAUUCCCGUGGUUCGGGGAGAGCCGACCUUUCAAGCCAAAGAGGACCUGA
Messenger RNA from Diaporthe amygdali, 1776 nucleotides. RefSeq lists its product as uncharacterized. Bases 1 to 1776 code for a protein of 591 amino acids. NCBI's taxonomy places the organism in Eukaryota, Fungi, Ascomycota, Sordariomycetes, Diaporthales, Diaporthaceae. The record is from RefSeq and is a predicted model, not a curated record. The transcript has 5 exons.